AUGCGAAGUGCAUGGUGGGGUCAAUAAAGCGAUCGCAGCGCAUGGGGUGAUGAAAAUUGGAACUAAUCAAGGAUAUAGCGUCUUCAACAUUUCGUACAAGGUACAUGUACAUGGCUCGAAAUGGAACUCUAAUUUAAGAUUACUCCUGAAAUAUUCAUUAAAAUUGUAGUGUAAGGGACCAUUGUAAUCUGUAUGAUUUUUUUUAUAUAACAAACGUAUUUAAUUUGAUAAUUGUUAAUACUGUAUCCGUGUAAAUAGCUUUGAAAAUGCCAUAUAUUUUGUGAUCAUUUUCUAGAAGAUAAGAAUGGGUAUAGUAAGUUAUCCUUCAAAGAUAGACAUUCACAAUCGCGGAUUUUUUUGUAGACCCAUGAAAGAGAGACAACCCCACCAUACAUUGUGUUAUAGCUCAAGGCAGCGUUUUCGAUCACAGCUAGCGUGAUUUUUCCGCCAACAUCGUCAUAUUUCAACCAAUUUACAUAAAACCUUAAAAAGUUAUACCUAAACCUUUCUCAAGAAGCACUCUAUUUAUAGGUGAAAGAUGUAAUGAAUUGACGUUUACCCCUAGAUUUGCGGAUGCUAGGUUGCGAGACAUUCGUGCACAUAGCGAGAUACGUAGUUUAAAAAGCAUAGUUUCCUUUUUUAAUUUAUCAAUAGACUUUUCUCUCCGUUCUGAUUGUAGGUAUGUAUCUCUGUUUGGGCUUAUAGCCCGUAAUUUGUACAUUGUUGUAUGUAUUUUGUGCUAGAAAGUAUAAAUUAAUUAAUCAAUAGUAUUAUCGAGGAAGCAAUACAGUGGUUUUCCCAAAUUAUGAUAGAAGACACGGUACAGCCAAUGCCGGAAAAUAGCAGUAUUUAAACUUCACAAAUAGAUUUCAAAAUGACAGUAAAUGUUAAGUUCGAAUGGCGCUCUAAAUGUUAUUAAAAAUUACAUAAAAUUCGACAUAUCUGUUUUUUGCGCUUUUCAUUGGAAGUCACUAAUCUACUCUGAUAACGCAACCAAAUGUUCGUGGCAGUACUUCGUUGAACUUGACGCCAACGAGGAUAAUAACAUAACUGGGCCACAACAAUUGGCCAGGAUCUCUGGUGACACGACAGGCAUUACACGUCUGAUCGCAUUUUAAACUAAUUGGACAGUGCCCGGAACCCGUAGAAAAAUGAGUAAAUUAUUUGGCUCUAAAUCCAAUGAUUUUGAAAAUGAAGCAUUGGCUGUUCACAAUGACUACAGAAGAGAACAUGGGGCUCCUGCUCUCAUACUAAAUAAAGAUAUUUGUAAAACUAGCCAAAAAUGGGCCGAAGAACUCGCAAAAAAAGAUCAUAUGCAGUACAGCCUCCAUGAAGAGUAUGGAGAAAACGUGUAUUGUGGUUGGUCUCAUGAUCCUAACAUAAAAAUAAGAGCACGUGACUGUAUCGACAAAUGGUAUAGUGAGAUAAACGAUUACUCGUUCGGCAAGGAACCCGAAGUAUUAAGCUGUGGUCAUUUUACCCAGAUUAUCUGGAGGAACACAAGAGAACUAGGAAUUGGAAGUGCUAAGAGUAAAACGGGCAAGCUCUACGUGGUAGCGCAUUACUUUCCUCCAGGAAAUAUCAGUAAUCAAUUCGUGAAAAAUGUUUUACCUCCUGGCGCUUUACAAUUUAAAUCAAAUAGAAUGCCAACGAGCGGCACUGCGCGAAACUCGAGUACAUCACCAUUGCCUGGCCAGAGAAAUAGCAAAAAUCUUGGUGAUAUUGCGUCGGAUUUAGUCAAUAAAUUUAAAAGUACAUCUUUGUCUGGCGAUAAAUUUGAAGAAGAAUUUUUGGCAGCACAUAAUUUCUAUAGAAAAAAACAUGGUAUCCCUCCUCUAGAAUUAAGUAAAAAAUUGGGUAAAUAUGCUGAAGAAUGGGCAAAAUUUUUGGUUAAAAAAGGACGAAUGGAACAUAGGGAUCAACAGGAUUAUGGAGAAAAUAUUUUCUAUGCUUGGUCUUCGGAUCCUGACUUUGUCGUAUCUGGGAAGGACCCGGUAGAUAAGUGGUACAGUGAAAUAAAAGACCAUCGUUUUGGCAGAGAACCUAGCGACUUAGGAUCUGGACACUUUACGCAAGUUAUAUGGGAAGAUAGCAAAGAAGUAGGAGUCGGCAUGGCGAGGUCAAAAGACGGUCAUGUGUAUGUCGUGGCAAACUACAGCCCACCAGGUAAUAUAAUGGGCAGCUUUUCAAAAAAAGUGCGCCCGCCAUUAUAAUCUUCCCUUUUACCAAAACACAAAAAGGCCGCCCGCCUUUAUUAAGUUUCUUUUUACUAAAACAAUACUAAUUUACUAUUUUAAAGUAUCCUUGCUAACCCUGUAGGGCUAAGAUGGUCGGCUCUUUAUCAUUUGUCACAUGCCUGUCACGUUCUAACAAGUAUGUAAGCGCAGAAGUGACGGGUGUAGUGACAAGUGAUAAAAAUGGAACCAUGAUACCGCCGCUGGUCGUGUAAAGAUGUGUAUAUAUUCAAUUACAAUUAUAUGCCUAUGUUUAUUAUUUAUUCAUACACAUAUGAAUAUUUUUUUUAUUUGGUUUAGUGCCAUUGUAUUUUAAUGCUUAUAAUUAAUAAACUUCCACAUAAAUAAUAUAUA
Cydia pomonella (codling moth) is the source of this 2588-nucleotide messenger RNA. RefSeq lists its product as uncharacterized. The transcript has 2 exons. Bases 1152 to 2213 code for a protein of 353 amino acids. The record is from RefSeq and is a predicted model, not a curated record. NCBI's taxonomy places the organism in Eukaryota, Metazoa, Arthropoda, Insecta, Lepidoptera, Tortricidae. Gene Ontology annotation, cellular component: extracellular region.